UCUCCUUCUCCCCCCUUACCCCAAACAAAAAAAAACCCUAAUUCCCAAAUCCUUGAUUUCGAAAAAAAUUCCUCCCCACAGUCACCCCACUUUCUCUCUCUUUUCUUUCCACAGUCAUUGCUGUCGCCCUCAAUUGCGACUUUCGACCACCAGUACCCAAUUGAAUCCCUUUUUCUUUGUUUCCCCACUUUCUUUUGGCCCUUUUUUUUCUCUCUGUGUCCCAUAUAUAGGUUAUCUUUUACAAAUGACUUCUUCUCCCAUUCUAGAACCAGAAACCAAUUCUUCUGCUUCUUCUCCUCCUAUUCCUGAAGCUGUUGUUGUUGCAGAAAGUGGUAAACCUGAAGCUGAAGAAGAAGGAAACAUGGAGAAAUUCAUUGUUUCUGAUGAUCCUAUGGAGGAAGAUUCCGUCAAUAAUCCUGCUACUGUUUUUUGCAUCAAAUUGAAUCAACCUCGCUCUAAUUUGCUUCAUAAAAUGAGUGUUCCUGAUCUUUGUCGCAAUUUUAGUGCUGUUGCGUGGUGUGGGAAGCUAAAUGCCAUAGCUUGUGCCUCAGAAACUUGUGCUAGAAUUCCCAGCUCUAAUUCAAAUCCUCCUUUUUGGAUCCCCAUACACAUUGUGAUUCCCGAGCGACCCACUGAGAGUGCUAUAUUCAACGUCAUAGCAGAUUGUCCCCGUGAUUCAGUUCAGUUUAUUGAAUGGUCUCCACCAUCUUGUCCUCGGGCAUUGUUGAUAUCAAAUUUCUAUGGAAGAGUAACAGUUUGGUGUCAGCCUUCUCAGGGGCCAGCUAAUCUAGUGCGAGAUGCUAGCAACUGGCAGCGGGAACAUGAAUGGAGGCAAGAUAUUGCAGUUGUAACAAAGUGGCUCUCUGGUGUUUCUCCGUAUAGGUGGCUUUCUGCAAAAUCAAAUACAUCUGCGAGCUCGAAUUCUGCUUUUGAGGAGAAGUUUCUUCCACAGCAGCCGCAGACUUCAGCGAGGUGGCCGAAUAUCCUUUGUGUCUGUUCAGUUUUCUCGUCAGGGUCUGUUCAACUACACUGGUCUCAGUGGCCAAAUCGAGAUGUUGCAGCAUCAAAGUGGUUCUGCACUAGCAAAGGGCUUCUUGGAGCUGGACCCAGUGGGAUCAUGGCAGCUGAUGCAAUGGUAACUGAUUCAGGAGCCAUGCAUGUUGCAGGUGUUCCUAUUGUGAAUCCAUCAACAGUGGUAGUCUGGGAGGUUACUCCUGGACCAGGAAAUGGAUUUGAAUCAACUCCAAAGGCGACCAUAAGCAAUGUGGUCCCUCCUUCAUUGAAUCCCCCACGUUGGUUAGGGUUUGCUCCCCUUGCAGCUUAUUUGUUUGAAUGGCAAGAAUACUUCAUAUCAGAGGAAAAACACGGAAAAAAAUACUUGUAUAAAGAUUUCGCGGCAAAUGUGGUGCUGCAUUGUUCGCCAGUGUCAAAUUUUUCUGCAUAUGUGAGCCCAGAAGCUGCAUCACAAUCAGCAGCAACUACUACAUGGGGCUCUGGUGUCACAACUGUUUCAUUUGAUCCAACUCGUGGGGGCUCUGUUAUCACUGUGGUGAUAGUUGAGGGGCAGUACAUGUCCCCAUACGACCCAGAUGAGGGACCAUCAAUCACUGGAUGGAGAGUGCAGCGCUGGGAAUCAUGUCUUAAACCUGUCGUCCUUCACCAGAUAUUUGGUAGUCCUACCAAUUUUGGAGGCCAGCCACCUAUGCAAACAGUUUGGGAGACCAAGGUCAACAAAAGCAUUCCUCCCACGGACGAUCUGAAGUCUCAGCAAGCAGCAUCAGUGGGAGCAACCUCUGACAUGCAGCCAAAACCUGAUUCAUCUGCUGAUAAAAUGAAAAGGGUUACAUUUGAUCAUUUCAAUAUGCCCAGUGAUGUCAGGACACUUGCUCGCAUUGUAUACUCUGCUCAUGGUGGUGAAAUUGCUAUUGCAUUUUUACGUGGCGGGAUCCAUAUUUUUUCAGGGCCGACCUUUAAGCCUGUAGAUACAUACCAAAUUAAUGUUGGCUCAGCAAUAGCUGCUCCUGCCUUUUCCUCAACAAGCUGCUGCUCAGCUUCUGUAUGGCAUGACACAAGCAAAGAUUGCACUAUGUUGAAAAUAAUCCGUGUUCUUCCACCUGCUGUUUCCAUUAGUCAAGCAAAAGCCAGCUCUCCAACCUGGGAACGUGCAAUUGCAGAAAGGUUUUGGUGGAGUCUUUUGGUAGGAGUAGAUUGGUGGGAUGCUGUUGGCUGUACACAGAGUGCGGCAGAAGAUGGAAUUGUUUCCUUGAACAGCGUUAUUGCAGUUUUGGAUGCUGACUUCCAUUCUUUGCCCUCUACUCAGCAUAGACUGCAAUAUGGACCGAGUCUUGACCGGAUAAAAUGCAGGCUUUUGGAAGGCACAAAUGCACAAGAAGUCAGAGCAAUGGUUCUAGAUAUGCAAGCAAGAUUGCUAUUAGACAUGCUUGGGAAGGGAAUUGAAUCUGCACUGGUAAACCCUGCAGCUUUGGUAUCUGAGCCAUGGCAAGCAUCUGGCGAGAUGUUGAAUUCGAUUGAAGCUGAGUCUAUGGCUGUUGAUCCAGCACUGGUCUUAAGUGUUCAGGCUUAUGUUGAUGCUGUUCUGGAUCUUGCCUCACAUUUUAUCACCCGUCUGCGUCGUUAUGCUAGUUUUUGUCGUACAUUAGCAAAUCAUGCUGUUCAAGCAGGAACUGGUGGCAACCGGAAUAUGGUAGCUAGUCCUACACAAAAUGCUGCAUCUCCUGCCCCAUGUCAGGGAGCUCAAAGUGGUACAACAAGUUCAACUGGAAGCACACAAAUGCAGGCUUGGGUCCAGGGUGCUAUUGCCAAGAUUAGUAGUACAACAGAGGGAGUUCCAAGUUCAACUCCUAACCCCUUGAGUGGGCCUUCCUCAUUUAUGCCAAUUAGCAUCAAUACCGGAACUUUUCCUGGUACACCUGCUGUUAGGCUUAUAGGCGACUGCCAUUUCCUUCAUAGAUUGUGUCAAUUAUUGCUGUUCUGCUUCUUUUUCCGGCGCUCACAGCUACCUCGCUACAUACAAAGUGCUCAGAGAAUGACUGAUGCAAGCAUGCAAAAACCUCUGCCAAAUGCUGUAAGCAAGGUUGAAGAUAAUCAGACAAAACCCAUGCCAGUUGCAGGCAGGCCAGAAGAUGUUCAGGGGGCUCGUAGCAAUCAGUCAGCUGCUACUGCUAAGGUUGAAGACGGUCCAGCUAGCCGAACUAGAUUGGGGACUGGUAAUGCUGGCCAAGGAUACACUUUUGAAGAGGUUAAAGUGCUGUUUCUGAUACUGAUGGAUCUCUGUAAGAGAACAGCUGGUCUUGCACAUCCAUUGCCUGCUUCUCAGGUUGGAAGUUCCAAUAUUCAGGUCCGGCUACAUUAUAUUGAUGGAAAUUAUACCGUCUUGCCAGAGGUUGUUGAAGCAUCACUUGGCCCACAUAUGCAGAAUAUGCCUAGGCCUAGAGGUGCUGAUGCUGCUGGCUUACUUUUACGUGAGUUGGAACUCCAUCCCCCCGCUGAAGAGUGGCAUCGUCGAAAUAUGUUUGGUGGACCUUGGUCUGAUCUUGAUGAUAUGUGUCCUAUAGACGAAAGCUCAAAUUUAAGCUCGUCUAAUGAUCCACUUGAUUCAAGUUUGACGGAAAAUUGUGACGUUUCGUAUGGAGUGCAGAGCUUAUGGCCAAGGAAACGCAGAUUCUCUGAAAGGGAUGCUGCUUUUGGAGUUAAUACUUCAGUUGGUCUUGGAGCUUAUCUAGGAAUUAUGGGGUCUCGACGAGAUGUGGUGACUGCUGUUUGGAAAACUGGUUUGGAGGGUGUUUGGUACAAGUGCAUAAGAUGUUUGCGACAAACCUCGGCCUUUUCCUCACCAUGUUCUACAAACUCAUCCAAUCAGAAUGAUCGAGAAAUAUAUUGGAUAAGUCGCUGGGCUUACGGAUGUCCAAUGUGCGGUGGAGUUUGGGUUCGAGUUGUAUAAAUGUAUAAAUGUUUAGAUUGUACAUUCUUUUAUCAAGCUCUGGCUAGUGAAACGGCUUCACCUCCUUAAAGUUCAUGACUCGUGAGAAAGCUGACGAACCCGUCGAGUUUAUUUUGCUAAAAGAAUUAUUGGGUUGAUCACGUAUCUCUAAAUAUUGUGAAUACGAUUUAAUUGUAAUGCCCGAUAACUAAUGCUGUUGGCAUUCCUGAACCGUGAUAUAUGAGCUCUGGCGGAAGCCCUCAAUGAGCAAUUUUAGUAAGACAUAUACAGCAGCUGCGUAGCAAGAUCCAGAUACUGAAGAGAACAUCACGGGUCUCGUUGAAAAUUAUGUUAUGGAGUAGUUUUAUGUCAUCAUACUCUGUAUUUGUUGGAUUCCUGUAAACUAUUGGACAUAAAGCUCAUUUUAACAGCUGGAAAGGAGCUUAUGUUUAGUGAAAUUUAGGAGAAUUUUGUUCAGCUUUUUGUAUUUACUUUUUGUGUUCUAUUGAUUAUAAGUGGCAACCAUUUCGGCA
Molecule: messenger RNA, 4473 nt
Organism: Amaranthus tricolor (Joseph's coat)
Lineage: Eukaryota; Viridiplantae; Streptophyta; Magnoliopsida; Caryophyllales; Amaranthaceae
Product: mediator of RNA polymerase II transcription subunit 16
Exons: 17
Coding region: 245-3961 (1238 amino acids)
Biological process (GO): regulation of DNA-templated transcription
Cellular component (GO): mediator complex
Source: RefSeq, a predicted model, not a curated record